Molecule: messenger RNA, 1541 nt
Organism: Prosopis cineraria
Lineage: Eukaryota; Viridiplantae; Streptophyta; Magnoliopsida; Fabales; Fabaceae
Product: protein STRICTOSIDINE SYNTHASE-LIKE 13
Exons: 4
Coding region: 47-1420 (457 amino acids)
Biological process (GO): biosynthetic process
Molecular function (GO): strictosidine synthase activity
Source: RefSeq, a predicted model, not a curated record
GCCCUCACGACCAACGCAUGCUUUCAGCUCUUCAAUCUGUCUGCAUAUGAAACUCUACCAGGCCAAGUACUUGUCCCGGGUCAGACAAUCAGCACAGCGUUUGAUCUCUGGCUUUCUCAUUCAAGUCACGGUAUCCCUCUUCUUCAAUUUUCUCAUCAACAUCACAUCAAAACCUUGUGCCUUUUGUUUCAUAUGUAUGGAGAAGAGACGCCCACUAAAAGAUGAAACCUUUCUGCAACACCCUUUCGUCCUUGCUCUUGUUUUGGUUCUCGGAUUUGUUGUAAUGGACCCAUUUCAUUUGGGUCCAUUGGGAGAUCAUGAAUUCAUACCUGUGAAGCAUGACAUCGCGCCGUAUGACCAAGUCAUGGAGAGUUGGCCAAGAGACAACAUGAGCAGACUAGGACUCCACGGGAAAUUGGAGUUUAAGGACCAAGUCUUCGGGCCAGAGUCCUUGGAGUUUGAUCCUAUGGGUCACGGCCCUUAUGCUGGAUUAGCUGAUGGACGCAUAGUCAGAUGGAUGGGGGAGCAGAGAGGAUGGGAAACAUUUGCAGUGGUUACAGCCAAUUGGACGAAGAAGCUUUGCUACAGGGGCAACGACUCGACGACAGCCAAACAGUGGAAGUAUGAGAAAACAUGUGGGCGUCCCUUGGGUUUAAGGUUUGACAAAGAGAGUGGGGACUUGUACAUUGCCGACGCAUACUUUGGCCUUUUGGUGGUUGGACCUGGUGGAGGGAUUGCUACUCCUCUGGCAACCCAUGUGGGAGGAAAGCCCAUUCUCUUUGCCAAUGACCUUGACAUCCAUAAGAAUGGAUCCAUCUUUUUCACAGAUACCAGCAGAAGAUACAACAGAGUAGCGCACUUUUUCAUUUUACUAGAAGGCGAGGCCACCGGUAGGCUUCUCAGAUAUGAUCCUCUAACCAAAAUGACCCAUGUUGUGUUGGAUGGGCUUGCUUUUCCUAAUGGAGUCCAAUUUUCCAGGGAUCAAUCCUCCCUUCUCUUCACUGAGACUACGAAUUGCCGAUUAAUGAAGUUUUGGGUGCAAGGUCCAAAAAUGGGAAUCGUGGAACAUGUAGCUAAUCUUCCAGGGUUUCCAGACAAUGUAAGGAUAAAUGGAAAAGGGCAAUUUUGGGUAGCAAUAGACUGUUGCCGCACUGCAGCACAAGAGAUUCUAACUCACAAUCCAUGGUUAAGGAGUAUUUACUUCAGGUUGCCAAUGAAAAUGAGCAUAUUAGCUAGAAUGAUGGGGAUGAGGAUGUACACUAUGAUUUCACUUUUUGAAGAGGAUGGACAGAUACUGGAUGUUCUUGAAGACAAACAGGGAAAAGUGAUGAAAUUGGUGAGUGAAGUAAGGGAGAUAGAGGGGAAGCUUUGGAUUGGAACCGUAGCUCAUAACCACAUUGCCACUCUUCCUUACCCAUAAGUAUUCCUAGGCUUAGCAAUUUAAAUAUGGUUCUAGCCUUUUCUCAUGCUGUCAUUUAUUGCUUUGUGUAAGAUGGCGUUUCAAAAUUAAAUGGAUUUAAAGGGCUUUCAUACUUUUAUUA